Molecule: messenger RNA, 1587 nt
Organism: Drosophila ananassae
Lineage: Eukaryota; Metazoa; Arthropoda; Insecta; Diptera; Drosophilidae
Exons: 2
Coding region: 1-1587 (528 amino acids)
Source: RefSeq, a predicted model, not a curated record
AUGGCCUCUCCAUUUGUAAUACCACCAGUCGACAUUCCAAAAUUUGACGAAGAUUAUUUGAAGUGGCCACGAUUCUGCGACAUCUUUGCGGAACUGGUCCACAAUCAAGAGUCUAGCAAUGCGGUAAAAUUCCGGUACCUGGAGAAUCACCGCGGAGCACUGAACAUCGUUGGAAAUAUCGCGAAUGGGCUGUUCGGAGUACUCGAUGAUCAAUAUGCCAAACGGAUGGAAGAGAUUAUUGGCAAACUAAAAGCCCAAGAAAGCAUCACGCAUAAAAUAGUGGAGAACCAGACGUCAAUUCUGGAUACCACCAACAACAUUAUGAGGAGGACGACGAUCGAAACGCAGAAGAGGAUGCAGGACUGGCUUCUAAGUCUGGCCAGAAUCAAGGUGAGAAGCCAUGCGGCUGAUCGGUAUCUUCCGCAUGCAGUCUCAGAAUCGGUCGUCGUGGCAAGCCACAUUCGUCGAGUCCAGGAUGCUGUAUUUAAUGUGCUAAUCGGGGCACACGAAGGAAAAUUAGGCCCUGCAUUGGUGUCGGUGGAACAAGUAAAACAGGUGAUCACAAAAAUACAAACACACCUUCCACCGGGAAGACGAUUACCCAUCACCAGUGAAACAGCACGAGACUUAUAUCGACUGGCGACCAUUAGGGUACAAAAAACCGAGGACUUACUGAUGUUCCAUACAAGCGUUCCUUUAGUCGAAGAAGACGAAUUCACAGUAUAUCGGAUGGAGCCAAUUCCACAAAUAACGAGAGAAGGCCUGGUGAUAGCCAAGACGGAAACAAAAUAUCUAGAAAUAGGUGAUCAUCGGAAACACCACUUCGCGAUCAAUCAAGAACACCUUAGGCAGUGUAUCAGCGGGACGAACGGAAAUAAGGUGUGCGAGUUUAAGCAGACGCUCUUUGGGCCGGACACCCAUCAACUCCCGUGUACAAUGGCAGCACUAUCAAGACCUCGGGCAAGGGAAUCCAGAGCCAAUCAAGGGAACCAGUUAUUGGGUAUAUUUGACAGAGCAGAAUGCAUGGAUUUUUGGGACCACGAAGCCAAUAACAAUGACGUAAGUAUGCUCGGCCGAAAAGGAUCAAAUCAUCAUCGACAGCGUAGGCAAGAUUGUGUGAUCCAAAGUCCGACAAUCACAGUAUUGCGACGAGCGCAAUUUAACUCAUCAGGAACUGUAAGGAUGUCAGGAAGUUACGUUCACGAGUGGCCGACACAGGAAAAGAUAAAGACAACAGAAGGGCAGUUGGAGUCAACAUUGGAUCAACUAUACCGACUACACGCAGAGGUGCAGGGAUUAAAAACAUGGACGAAGCAGGCACAGGAAGAUGUGGACAGCGAGGAAGACUGGAAUCUGGUUCAUCAAUACUCCGGAGUAAUAAUAUCAGGAGUAGCAAUCCUGAUAGCCGCAUGGCCGGGGUACACGCGGUGUGCCAGGAAAGACACCUCAGCAACCCAUCACCAGAGGACGACAUUAACCCAAGGAGAAGAAUUACAGCUGAUCGAACAACGAACCGGGCUGGCCAUGUUGACAAGGGAUGGACAUCACAAGAGAUUUGAAGUAUACGAUCCAGGCACUCCUCAGUAA